GUUUGUUUACCACUUUCCCAGGACGACGACAGCCCAGAUUCCCGACGGACCCUGAACGCAGCAAGUGCUCCAUGCUAUGCGGACGCGGCUAGCUGUUAGCUCGUUUUUAUUUCCACUUUUAACAUCUUUAAAGCUUCACAAUAAAGUUUGUACUCACGGGAGAGAAACGUAUUUACAUCCUGUUGAAAGUCAUCUGAUGUACUGGAUUAUUGUUGAAGAGUUGAAGACCAUUGCAAUUACUGUUAUCUACAGUAUAUUACUGCCCAGAGAGCUGUGGUUGCACGAAUGACUGCAAAGGUCAAAGAUAAGGCUACACAUUAAGGGAAGAAGAUGAAAGAAUCAACCAGGAGGUCUUUGGAACAGAUUUUCUGCAGCGUCGUCUUCAUCCUCCGUUCAGCUGCCCCGAUAUGAGUCCGUCUCCCACCGUCCCCUCCUCAGUUGAAUAUGUCAAAGCUGCAGACGUCAAAGUCAUCGCCGCGCUGGGAGACUCUUUAACUACAGCUAUUGGUGCCAACGGUUCUACCAUUUUAGCGAUUCCUUUCGAAUUUCGCCAAGUUUCCUGGAGCAUCGGAGGAUAUGGAACUUAUCAAAAUGUCAUAACACUGGCAAAUAUUUUUAAACUCUUCAAUCCCAAACUGCUGGGUCCAGCACCCGUGAUGACCUUACAUGGCAGCGCGACGACCGUCAACGAGACCGGCUUCAACUUCGCCAUCACGGGCCACAACACGCUAAACGUGUCAGAUCAGAUACGAACCAUGAUAGACACGUUCAAGUCUUACCCAGGUCUGAACUUCCAAGAGGACUGGAAGGUGGUGACGAUGCUGAUCGGCAUGAACGACAUCUGUGAUUACUGUAAAAACAAAACGCUGUACUCCCCCGACAACUUCAUUCAUUACAUGACAGAAGCUUUAGACCUGAUGAUGAACGAGAUCCCCAGGAUGAUCGUCAACGUGGUGCAGAUUCUUCCUAUGAAGCCUCUCAGAGAAGUUCAGAGGCCAACCGUCGGCUGUCAGCUUCAAAAGAGUUUCUGCUCUUGCCUCGUUCAACCUGAAGAAAACUCCACUGAGCUGGAGGAGGUGGUCGAGAUUAAUUACGAGUUCCAGAGAAGAUUAGAGAAGCUUCUGCACAGCGACCGUUUCUUCAAAAAGGACUUUGCUGUUGUUCUGCAACCUUAUUUAGAGAACGCAGGGCCACCAAGACUUCCUAACGGGACGCUUGACUUGAGCUUCUUCACAGCAGAUUGUUUCCACUUCACUGUUAAAGGUCACGAGGAGCUGGCAAAGGGACUGUGGAACAACAUGUUCCAGCCUGAGGGAGAGAAAGAGAUGAUAGAGACAUUUUCAAAGCCAAUAAAACUCAUCUGCCCCACGAAGGAGCAUCCGUACAUCUACACCAGACCUCGACUUAAAUCGUCUUCACCGACGCUGAAACAUUUCUCCAUGAAUGCGCUGAUGUCUCUGCUUGCUGUGAUUUAUUAUCUGUAGCUCAUCGCCUGGAUUUAUUCCCACUGGAGCCACCAAACCUUCUCAGGAAGGUUUAACUUACUUUGUGUGAAAGACUUUCCACCAUAUGCAGACUGAUUGAUCAGCUGAUGACGUAAUCAAUAAACAGACCAGUUUAUAUGACAGAUAAUCCACCAUUACAGCAUCAUUUCAGUAAAACAUAGAAGAAAUGAUCUCUUUUUACUAAAUAUUAUGAUCCUAAAAUACUUUAAUUCAUUUGAUUGCAGUGGCUUUUUAACUACUGUAUGUCUUAUUUUAUAAAAAUAAAUCCCUCUACAUUUAAGCUAAGUAACUGUAUGAAUAUGCAUUUUCUUGCAGUUGUAUUUACUUAUGUAUUCUUUUACUUAUAUUUCUGUCAGAUAUUAAAUGACAGCAGCCAUAAUAAACUAAUAUAAUUGAUCAUUUAAUACAAAGACAAUCAUAAGAGAUGAAAAACAAGACCAACUAACAGGCAAUAUGUAUGAAAUUAAACCUUAAAACUGUCAAAAAGUCACACUAAUAUGACAUCUGUUUAUAUAUAUAAUUCAUAAUUUAAGUAAUUCAUAUAGUAAAAAUCCACUACCAGCAGACUGACUCAUUAUGUUGACAAUGUACACUUCCACGCUGUAUACAUAUACUCCUGUACCUAAAUGUCAGUGUAAACUCAGUCCUGUACCACAGAUACAAAUAAACA
Molecule: messenger RNA, 2175 nt
Organism: Morone saxatilis (striped sea-bass)
Lineage: Eukaryota; Metazoa; Chordata; Actinopteri; Moronidae
Product: phospholipase B1, membrane-associated
Exons: 17
Coding region: 408-1484 (358 amino acids)
Biological process (GO): phospholipid metabolic process
Cellular component (GO): brush border membrane
Molecular function (GO): retinyl-palmitate esterase activity; phosphatidylcholine lysophospholipase A1 activity; A2-type glycerophospholipase activity
Source: RefSeq, a predicted model, not a curated record